AAAAAAAUGGACGAUCAUCAUCCUCAGUACGGUGUACCGGAGCUUCGCCAGCUCAUGCAAGGCGGAGGUAGGACAACAACAACGGAAUCACCGUCGACCUCUUCUCAUUUUCCCUCUGAUUUCUUUGGCUUCAACCUAGCGGCGGCCCCACAACACCACCGACUAAGUCAGUUCACUACAGAACAGGAGAUGGGUUUCUUACCACGUGGCAUACAUGGACUGGGUGGGGGCUCUUCGGCGGCUGGAAAUAACAGUAACUUAAACGCGAGCAGCAGCGGUGGAGCAGUUGGGAUUAGCGGGUUUCUCGACGGAGGAGGUUUUGGCGGCGGCGGAGGAGGAGGAGAUGGCGGAGGAACGGGGAGAUGGCCGAGACAAGAAACCCUAACUCUGUUGGAGAUUAGAUCUCGUCUAGAUCAUAAAUUCAAAGAAGCUAAUCAAAAGGGACCUUUAUGGGAUGAAGUUUCUAGGAUUAUGUCUGAGGAACAUGGAUACCAAAGGAGUGGGAAGAAGUGCAGAGAAAAGUUUGAGAAUCUUUACAAAUACUAUAAGAAGACUAAAGAAGGCAAAGCCGGAAGACAAGACGGUAAACACUAUAGAUUUUUCCGGCAGCUCGAGGCGCUCUACGGUGACUCCAACAACUUGGUUUCUUGUCCCAGUCAUAACACACAGUUUAUGAGCAAUGCUCUUCAUGGUUUCCACACCCAAAACGCUAUGAACAUUACUACAACAACGUCUAACAUUCAUAACGUUGAUGGUGUUCAUCGUCAAAGCCUAAGCCUUUCUAACAACUACAACUCCUCUGAGCUUGAGCUGAUGACUUCGUCUUCUGAGGGGAAUGAUUCUAGCAGUAGAAGGAAAAAGAGGAGUUGGAAAAAUAAGAUCAAGGAGUUCAUUGAUAUGAACAUGAAAAGGUUGAUAGAGAGGCAAGAUGUUUGGCUUGAGAAGUUGACAAAGGCUAUUGAAGACAAAGAGGAACAAAGGAUGAUGAAAGAAGAGGAAUGGAGAAAGAGUGAAGCUGCGAGGAUCAACAAAGAGCAUUUGUUUUGGUCUAAAGAGAGGGAGAGGAUGGAAGCUAGGGACGUGGCGGUGAUUGAGGCUUUGCAGUUUUUGACCGGAAAGACGUUGGUAAAGCCGUUAUGUUCAUCCUUGGAGGAGAGGAUUAAUGGUAAUAAUGAGAUCCAAAACAAUAGUGAGAAUCAGAAUGAGAAAGAAAGCAACCAAACGAUGACUAACAAUGUUUCUGUCAAAGGAAGUGAUAGCUGCUGGAAUGAGCAAGAGAUUAUAAAACUUGUGGAGAUAAGAACUAGUAUGGACUCAGCGUUUCAAGAGAUAUUGGGAGGAUGCUCCCAAGACUUUCUAUGGGAGGAAGUCGCAGAGAAAUUGGUCAAGUUAGGGUUUGGUCAGAAAAGUGCUUUGUUAUGCAAGGCAAAGUGGGAGUGGAUAAGCAAUGGAAAGGAGAAAAUCAACAAGAAAAGGAAGGAAAAUUCGUCGAGCUGCGGAGUAUACUACUAUCCAAGAACCGAAGAAAAUACGAUGUAUAAUAAUCAAGAAAGUGAUUAUAAUGAUAAUGACCAGGGCAAUCAGGUGAAUGAACAAGGCAAUGUGGGUUCUUCAACAUCAAAUGCAAACGCAGCCGCUGAAAAUCCUAGCGGUGCAAUGGCCGCUAGUACAAACUGCUUCCCGUUCUUCAUGGGAGAUGGAGACCAGAAUCUGUGGGAGAGUUAUGGCUUGAGGCUAAAUAAAAGAGAUAAUCAUCAGUGA
Molecule: messenger RNA, 1761 nt
Organism: Eruca vesicaria subsp. sativa (arugula)
Lineage: Eukaryota; Viridiplantae; Streptophyta; Magnoliopsida; Brassicales; Brassicaceae
Source: the annotation of a GenBank genome assembly